Messenger RNA from Aspergillus fischeri NRRL 181, 657 nucleotides. RefSeq lists its product as uncharacterized. The record is from RefSeq and is a predicted model, not a curated record. NCBI's taxonomy places the organism in Eukaryota, Fungi, Ascomycota, Eurotiomycetes, Eurotiales, Aspergillaceae. The transcript has 2 exons. The coding region runs from base 1 to 657 and encodes 218 amino acids.
AUGCCAAUCCUCCACUCUCCUUCUAGCAAACGACUCUUUGGAUCCGCACAUUGUCCACCCCAUUGCAAGAUCCCAGCCUACGAUUGUGACGCUUACGAGCUGUAUCCCAAGUUCCGCUGGGUCUACAAUAAACUCACGGUAGCCGAACUCCAGGGAAUCGAGUGCGAGAAAUAUAUCGCUGAUUUCGUGGAAACGCAUCUCACGGGAUAUACCGGCAUGAUGAAUGUCGAAACGAUCGGAGGCAAGAUUAUCGAGGCGCAUCUGCGUUUCUCGCCUCAGUGGCCGAACAUGUAUGGAUCUUGGUUCACUUCUUCCCUUGUGGACCUUUAUUGCGGGAAGGGAUGGACAGGUCCGUUGGCCUCGAAAAUCGCCACACCCGUUGGGUAUAGUGUCCCACUGUGGGAUGAUGAGAAGUAUGCAAAGACCGGUACGACUCUCACGGACAACGCUUUUCGGCGGCUGGAAAGCAUGUUCAAUGUCGAAAGCAUCACUAUGCAGUAUAGCCGGGAGAAGCCGUUGGAAAGUACUCCAAGGCCUUCGGGUGGCUUUAGGAUUGCUUGGGUCAAUGGGUAUGAUCUUGCGAGGUGCAAGUUGGCCAGGAGUGCCUUGCAGGCAUACCUCCAUCAAUUGGAUGACACAGAACAAUGGAUAUAUUAG